Molecule: messenger RNA, 3916 nt
Organism: Anarrhichthys ocellatus (wolf-eel)
Lineage: Eukaryota; Metazoa; Chordata; Actinopteri; Perciformes; Anarhichadidae
Gene: emilin1a
Product: elastin microfibril interfacer 1a
Exons: 12
Coding region: 500-3505 (1001 amino acids)
Molecular function (GO): protein binding
Source: RefSeq, a predicted model, not a curated record
AGGAGGGGAGGAGCAACAGGACAGGAGAAAAGACAGACUGACAGUAGAAGAGAAGAUCGGGCCCGGGUCCUCAAUCGGCCUUCCCCCUUUUCUGAACCCAGCAGGCUACGAAAGAGUCAGCAUGGCUGUCCUGUGACGUACACACACACACAUGCAAACCACACACACACACAAAGUGACGCAUCGGGGGGGAAGAAUGCGCUGGCCCGUGGCAAUGCGGUUUGCCCCUCUGACACCCAUUUGAACUCCAUUGAUCUGUUUUGACAGAUGUGCGAAGUACUCCAUAUGCAAUAAAGGCUGUCAGAUGAACUGAAGGCAUCCAGCGAGGGGUCUCAUGCGGGGCUUCAGGACGAGGACCCCCGGCCGUCCGACACAUCUCCUGCCAAAAAAUGUCAGAGGCAACACGUCAUCCCGCCGGCUCCAGAAAGCAACGGAGGAAGAGUGACGGGUCUGAGUGAACUGGUGCGCUUAUGUGUUGACACGCACCGUGAGCUGCGUGAUGGAGGACGGGGUGGAGACGUACAUCAAACCGGACUAUCAGCGCUGCACCUGGGGCCAAUGUCCUCGAGUCGCCUACCGGACAUACAGGAGGCCGAGGUAUAAGGUAGCUUACAAGAUGGUGACGGAAAUGGAGUGGAAGUGCUGCCACGGUUACUCCGGGGAAGACUGCCACGAUGGGCCGAAGGGAACCGGCGACACCCAGGUCGGUGGAGGGCGAUCCCGCGUCACACAGAUGGGCUUCAACACGGGUGGCGGGCAGAGAGGAGAGGGCAGAGACGGCGACGGGGAGAAGAUCAGACAGCUGGAGGAAACGAUCCGAGGUCUGACCAAAGACCUCCACAACAUGCAGACCACCAUCCACGGCAUGAACCAGCGGCUGCCUGGUCUGAACGGGGCUAUUGUCCCUGCUGAUUCAGCUCAGCCACACAUGAAGGAAACCAUUAACAGCAUCCAGACUAAGCUGGACCAUCUCUACAACCGGACACAGGUCCAUGACCAGACUCUGCUCAACAUCAACAACCACCUGGUGAACGGAGGGGGCAACGAGCUGGACGGAGUGGCCGGAGGAGAAGGAGGAGGAGGAGAAGGGGGAGGAGGAGGAGGCGGAGGAGGCGCAGGAGGAGGAGCAGGGGGAAACCAGCUCACCACCCUGAAGGAGGAGAUCCUGACGGAGCUAGAGAGAAGGGUGUCUCUGUCCUGCUCUUCAUGCCAGGCUGGCGUGGAGGACCUGAGGCGCCAGCAGCAAGAGGACAGGGAGCGCGUCCAGGGUCUGGAGAAGCUGAUCAGCUCCAUGGACCAGCACCUGAGGCAGAGCCUGGACAUCUCCCACAGUGAAACCCUGCGCUCCCAGGCCUGCUGCAACACUGUCACCGAGCUGGAGAAGAGGCUGUCCACUCUGGAGCUCCGAGUCACCUCCACGGCCAACAAGUGCGACGCCGUUAAAGGCCGGCUGGACAAGGAGCUGGCAGGGACGGGCGGUGGGAAGGGACGAGUGACGGAGGACAGGUUGAAUGGCAGGCUGAGAGAACUGGAGAAGAGGGUGAAUAGCACGGUGAGGAAGACGGAGCAGAGGUGCACCAACACGGGGAACAACGUGAAGGACAACGUCCAGAGGGACGUCACGCAGCUGCGCAUCAUGGUCCUCAGCCGGCUCGAUGACCACGGCUUCAAGAUCGGCAAGCUGGAGCUGGACGUGGCCGUCCUCGGAGAUACGGUCAGGGACCACAGCCGGCGUUUAAGUCACCUGGAGAACAUCACGGCCUUCCUGGACAGAAGGCUAACAUCCACCACGAACAUGUGCAAUGAGACCUGUGGGCCUAACGGGAAAGGCCGCAAGACUGAUGACACUGUGAAAACCUUAGAGUGGAGAGUCGUGGAUAACCAAGAGGACAUCCAGAAGUUUAACACCAGGCUAAACGACCUGUCCGUGUCAGGGGACUCGCUGAUCGACAGAGUCAUCAACUUAACGGACGACGUCAAAAAGAUAAUAGCUGUGACGGGGGAGAGCGGCGAGCAUUUCAACCGGAUCGUCACAGAGGUCGAAACGUUGGGCCGCGAUCUGGAGGACUGUUCCAUUUGCGGCAGCGUGGAGGAGGACCUGCUCUUGCUCGCCAACUCCACCAAGACCGGCCUAGGCAAGUGCCAGGCAGAACUGACAGAUCUGCGGAGAAAGGUGGACUCGGGAGAGUCGGCCUGCUCUCAGGUGUGCUCCAACCUUCAGGAGGAGGUCGGGCGACUCAGAGAGGAAGUGGAGGAGUGCACGGGACAGUGUAAGGUCGACAUGAACGAUCUGAAGAAACGCCUGGACGGUCACGGCGUCCAUAGCGGUAGAUUAGGGGGGGAUCUGAAGUCCAUCCAAGGACAGCUGGCCGGGGUCAUUGUCACAUUUAGCUCCAUCAAUGACACCCUGAAUGGCCUGGGGAGGACUGUGCAGACACAUGGAAACACGCUGACCGAUCUGAGCAACGCCAAGGACAACAUCAUCUCUGACGUGGACAUCUUGCAGAAGGAGCUGACGGAUCACGUCGACGACUCCAAGAUUCAGUUCGACAACGUGGGCCAAGAGAUCCAAAUAAUGAGGAGCAACUAUGUGACGGAGGUCGGGGAGUGCCGGCGGUCCGGCGACGGCCUGGAGAGAAGACUCUCCAAGCUGGAGGGAGUGUGCGGACGCCUGGACUCCUUUUCAGACGGCCUGGAGAGGAUCAGGGAGGGCCUGAACCGACACGUGUCUGGGCUGUGGAGCUGCGUUAAUGGACUCAAUGUCACGGUGACGUCUCACAGAGAUCUCAUCGACGACAUCCAGAACGUCCAGCUGGAAAACGUCCACUCCGACAUACACGGACUGAACUCGUCGGUGGUGGACCUAGUGGAGGAGUUCCACCGUUUCAUAGAGCAGGACUUCAUGGGUCCACCUGGUCUACCGGGCCCCCGUGGAGAGAGAGGCGAGCAUGGAACCCAGGGUUCUCUAGGACUCCAAGGGAGGGUGGGACCCCAGGGCAGAGAGGGCAAGCAGGGACUAGCUGGACCCCCAGGUCUAAGAGGCGAACAGGGUCCUGCAGGGUCCGAUGCCCACGUGCCUCGCCUUUCUUUCUCCGCCGCGCUGACCCGCCCGAUGAGAAGCGCAGGAACCAUUGUGUUCAACGAGAUCUUCGUCAACGAAAAUAGGGUCUACAAUCCCAAAACAGGCUAUUUCACAGCUCCAGUGAGUGGGACGUACUUCUUCAGCGGCAUCCUGACGGGCCAUAAGAACAUGAAGAUCGAGGCAGUGUUGUCCAAGUCCAACACCGGCGUGGCCCGAGUGGACUCGGCUGGGUACCAGCCCGAAGGCCUGGAGAAACCCAUGGCGGAGGCCAAGCACAUCCCCGGAGCUGUGGCCGUCUUCAACAUCAUCCUGCCCAUGGAAGCAGGGGACACGGUCUGCAUCGACCUCGUCACCGGCAAACUGGCCUUCUCUUCGGAACCGCUGACCAUCUUCAGCGGGAUGCUGCUGUACGAGACCACCUGAUCGGACGCGGGGUCGAUGUAACCAGUCUCAAUCUGUCUGCUGGACUGUGAGAGACAGAGCCACUGGCUGGAACAGAGACUGAAAUAACUGGACUGGAUUCAUUCAGCAAGGACAAAAAAAACUUCAAAUUUGACUUCAUGUGCUAAAAAGGAAGGACAAGAAAAGUAUUUUCUAACCACAAUAAUUUUUUGUUUGUUAGUUUCACAGCUUUAAGGAAAAUAAUUUGCGCCAAUGUGUUUUUAUUCUAUGACGUGUUGUCUUCAGAAACAAGAAGCCACUGCAGGGUUGUCUUAUAAUUCCAUAUUUCAUGCUGUUCUACAAACUUGAAUUCUUUACAGAUAACACGGAGAUAGCCCUCAGGUCUGUCUUGUGUUAAGGAAAGGACAUUAGCUUUGAUGAUAAAAGAUACAA